Medicago truncatula (barrel medic) is the source of this 1124-nucleotide messenger RNA. RefSeq names its product cystinosin homolog. Gene Ontology annotation, biological process: L-cystine transport. Gene Ontology annotation, cellular component: vacuolar membrane. The transcript is spliced from 8 exons. Gene Ontology annotation, molecular function: L-cystine transmembrane transporter activity. The record is from RefSeq and is a predicted model, not a curated record. NCBI's taxonomy places the organism in Eukaryota, Viridiplantae, Streptophyta, Magnoliopsida, Fabales, Fabaceae. Bases 162 to 974 code for a protein of 270 amino acids.
AACUCCCCACCCCGCAAAAAUAGAAGAAAAAAAAGAAACAAACUUUUUUUUUUAAUGACUGGCUAUAUAUAUUGGCAACAUAAAUGUAUAGUAUAUGAAAAAUCUACACCAAACCAAAAUAGUUCAUUAUUUGGGAGAAAAAAAAGUUGAACAAAGAAAUCAUGUCUUCUUGGAAUUCAGUUCCUCUGCAUGUUUCUUAUGAAGCUUUAGGGUGGUUUGCUUUUGUUUGUUGGUCAAUUAGUUUUUGGCCUCAAGUGAUCUUAAACUUUCGCAGGAAAAGUGUGGUUGGCUUGAACUUUGAUUUCGUGUUGCUGAAUUUGACAAAGCAUACAUCAUAUCUUAUAUACAAUACAUCUUUGUACUUUAGCUCUACAAUUCAACAACAAUAUAGAGAUAAAUACGGCAAGAAAGAGAUGAUACCAGUGGCAGCAAAUGAUGUUGCAUUCUCAGUCCAUGCAGUACUACUAACAGCAGUUUCUUUGUUCCAGAUUGCAAUCUAUGAUCGUGGAAACCAGAAAGUAUCUAAAAUUGCUUGUGGAAUAGUCACUGUUGCAUGGACAACAGCAGUUGUGUGUUUCUUUAUUGCAUUGCACAAUCAUCAUUGGCUCUGGCUUCUCUCAAUCUUCACUAUCAUUCAAGUUUCUAUGACAGUCGUAAAAUAUAUUCCUCAGGCGGUGAUGAACUUUAUGAGAAAAAGUACUGAUGGAUGGAGCAUUUGGAACAUUCUGCUAGACUUUUCUGGAGGGGUAGCAAACUAUGCACAAAUGGCUAUGCAAUCCAUUGAUCAAGGUUCUUGGAUGAACUUCUAUGGAAACAUAGGGAAACUAUUGCUAUCCUUGGUGUCUAUAUUCUUUGACAUCCUCUUCAUCAUCCAACAUUACGUGUUAUAUCCCGAAAGAAAGCGCAAAUUAGAGACAUCUCCUGACUUUGAUAAUGCUAAGUCUUCUGAUCAGACAUUGGCUGAGAAUGUCUAAAAGAUGUAAACUUGUUUUGUAUUAAUAUAUGUCGGAAUGAACACACCAUUUGUAGUUUAUCCUUCUUAUAUAAUGUUCGAAAAAAUGUUUCAAGAUGCUUCGACCCUCAAUUCUCAAAUAUAGUUCUAACUUCUAAGGAAUUCGAAUUCA